Labrus bergylta (ballan wrasse) is the source of this 2385-nucleotide messenger RNA. It is a transcript of the gene zwilch, whose product is annotated as zwilch kinetochore protein. The record is from RefSeq and is a predicted model, not a curated record. Gene Ontology annotation, biological process: protein localization to kinetochore; mitotic spindle assembly checkpoint signaling. Lineage: Eukaryota; Metazoa; Chordata; Actinopteri; Labriformes; Labridae. Gene Ontology annotation, cellular component: RZZ complex.
AGUGAGCGCGCCACCGUCAAAAUAUCAACAGUGGCAGCAGCACAAACUUUACAGCAGUCUAACUUCUGGUGUAUUAACUUCGACUGUCUUUCAACGCUGUUUGCUCUUUAACAGUGAAACUCUUUUAGAAAUGUGCUCAAAGGCGAUAUCUAGUGCGAAGGAGUUUCACGGUGCUCUUCGGUCUUUUCUGGAUGCGGAAAGAAAUGAUCCUCGUUUAUAUGAGGAGGACAUCCAAGUCUUAAAGAUGAAUGGAGACAGUGUCCCUGUCCUGAAUAUGUUCUGUGGAAACCAUCCAGUCUUCAUCUGUGAAAAAGCUGUUCCGAAAGUAACUGAAUGUGAUAAUCAGCAAAUGAACGUAACAUCAAACAGCUCUGAUGAAGAUGCCGAUGUGGACGACGCUGAUGCACUCCAGACAGAAUUGGGACCGCAGCCACUCACAAUCAUGAAAGCGAGGCAGUUGCUGUCUUGGUAUACAUUAUCUCAAAAUGCUAAUGUGUCAGCUCUGGACGACAACCCUGCCUUACUGCCUCUGUGGGUGCGAUGUGACAUGUCUGAUCCAGCUGGAACAACGUGGUUUGGAGCUGAAACUGUGUGCACGGGCAAUAAAGUGUCUGGUGUCAAACUAUACUCUGUAACCUGCAAAGGCUCAACUGUGGACAAAGGCUCCCUCAUAACCUUGGAAGAGCUUAAACGGGACCACAAGGAAAGGCAUCACCCCUCCUCGAUGACAGUUAAAGGCAGUGCCAGGUUCAGCUUGUUUGGCUCCACUGUUGUUGAAAACACCACAAUUGAGUCGCAGAGCACUGUGACAGUGGAUUUCAAAUGGAGCCAUGUGGAGAGUAUCCUUGAGACCCCGCCCUUGUCAUCCACAGCAAACCUGAACAUCAAAGUUGCCAGUGGUGACAUGAGGAGCCCGAUGUACGAGAUGUACAAGGAGCUAGGGUUUCUUCAGACACUUGCUGAUGGUUUGAGAAAUGGUGAGACCGAAUGGAUGGAACCUUUGGAAAGCGUAUCAGCUGUAAAUCUAACCAAGGCUUUCCUAGAAGAGCUUCAGGGCACUGCCAAGACACUGCAAGAGAAGGCUGAAAAACCAGCCGAGGUGAAGACUGAGACAGACACUCCCAUCUACAACUCCCUCUUGGAACGAGGGGAUUUGGAUUUUGUGGAGCAGCUUUGGGCACUAAUGAGAAAGAGUGUGACUUCAUAUCAAGACAUCGGUGACUGCCUGAAGCUGGUCAUUGAAGCUCUCAAAUACCAUGACAUCAAACCCUGGAUUCACAGAGACAGCAGCAGCUCCCUCAGCAAACUCAUCCUACAGUCCUACCACCAACAGAUCGAUCAUGUGUCUCUCACAGGGGUCACCCCGGUCCACAUGCUGCUGGAGAUGGGUCUGGACAAGAUGAGAAAGGAUUACAUCAACUACCUCAUUGGUGAAGAAUUGACAACUCUAAACCAUUUGUGUUAUUACCUGAGCACAGAAGUCGAUCUGCAGGAGCAAGUGAUCCGACUCAGGAAAUUGCACCAUCUGCUGGAAAUAAUACUGACCUGCAGUGCCUUCCUGGGUUUGCCCUAUGAUCGACUCUUCCUGCUGACACAAUCAUGUUUGCAGCACUACAAAGCACACCCGUAUGAUGAAGAGCAUGAAUUCAAACUGCAAAUCAAACCGGCACUGAUAGGUCAUUUCUACCAGAAAGAGCACCCAGUAGUGUGGGGUGUUGAGGUGUCCAGUGGCCACGGUCUGCGUGAGGUCAGGACGUCCUUGCAGCUCAGUGACAGACCUGUUGAUCAUGUCAUCUUUGACACAGAUUACCCAAAUGAAACAGUGAAUGGGGACAGUGAGGACCCUGCCUUCUUCUCCACCAUGGUGUGCUGUAGCCUCGUCAACUUUGCAUGAGUUUACACAGAGAACAGUUAACAACAAAGGAGGUGUUUAUUUGGCAUUUUUAGAUAUUCUCACUAGUAUUCCAAAUUGUAUCAAUGCCACAAGAAGAAGCUAUAUAGUCUUAUUCUGCAUCAGAAAGUGUACAAGGUAGUGUACACUAAGUGGUUUCUUGUUCAUGCUCUGUAGUUUUGUCAAAUAUUUAAAGUGACCAACUUGUUUUAUUUAUGUACUGUAUCGUCUUUGGCACUCUCAAUCUAAUCUUUGUUGUCAUAGUUACAGAACUUCAGCAAUAAUUCAAUAAGAAAAUCCAGAAUGUUGCGGGGCUGCCCACACAGUUUUACUGUCUCUUAUUAAAUUCAUUAUCAUACAGUAGGUCUUUUUAAUGUGUUACAGCACAAAUUGUAUGCACACCAAAAUGAGAAAGUCACAGAUUCUCUUGUAAUUCAGUUCAAAUAAUGUACUUAUAGUCACACCUGCUCAAUUAAAGUAAUAAUGUAUUUACA